UCAUUAUUUAGUAGACUUUAUUUUUAAGUAAUCUGAAACUUGUAGAAAACUUAAGGAGUUUUCUUAUAAAGAGCUACCUUACACCCUUUGAUAAUUAAGUUAGCCGCAGCUACGAUGCCGCUUUAUCUGUGUAUUUAGAAGUACUCCAGUGUGUAUUUUCUAAAAACGAGGACAUUCUCCUACAUCCAGAAUCAGUGCCCACCUGGAGCAAUGGUCCACGCUUUCCUCAUCCACACCUUGCGGGCUCCACAGGCCCAGGACACGGGCCUUUGCCGAGUGCUCUACUCCUGUGUCUUUGGUGCUGAGAAUUCACCCGAUGACCCACGACCACAUGGUGCUGAGCGGGACAGGCUCCUCCGAAAGGAGCAGAUUUUGGCUGUGGCCAGGCAGGUGGAAUCCAUGUGCCGGCUGCAGCAGCAGGCAUCUGGCCGGACCCCCAUGGACCUGCAGCCUCAGUCCUCGGAUGAGCCAGUGCCCCUGCAUGAGGCCCCCCUUGGGGCCUUCCGCCUGGCAGCAGGGGACCCUUUCCAGGAGCCUCGGACAGUGGUAUGGCUGGGCGUGCUCUCAUUAGGCUUCGCCCUGGUGCUGGAUGCCCACGAGAACCUGCUACUGGCUGAGGGCACACUCCGGCUGCUGGCACGCCUCCUCCUUGACCACCUCCGGCUGCUGACCCCCAGCACCAACCUCCUGCUUCGGGCUGAUCGCAUCGAGGGCAUCCUCGCCCGCUUCCUGCCCCAUGGUCAACUGCUCUUCCUCAAUGACCAGUUUGUCCAGGGUCUGGAGAAGGAAUUCAGUGCUGUGUGGCCCCGCUAACCACUCCCUGGGAUGGGACUUCCUGAGAGGGCAAGGAGGGAGGACAGGGAUGGAUGGACACACACACAGCGAGGUGAAGCUUGGCAUCAGCCUCCUUCCCAGCCUGCUCCCAGCCUAGGUGUGGUACCACACCCAGGACAAGUGGACACCACAAGCUGGCAGAAAAGGGGGCUGGGCAAAGGGUGGUGGGGAGGAAUCCCAGAACAUCUUGUGCCUGGAGGUGCCAUGUGACUCAUUCAUACUGCUGCAGUGGGCCAGCCCCACCUGUCCUUGACCCCAGUUUCUCCCAUCUCCGGCAGCCAGCCCCAAAAACAGUCUAGCAGUUGCUAGUGUUGGAGCAUGAGGAGUGGAACUCAGCCCACUUUCUCCAUCCAAGCCCACAGUCAUCGCAGUGCAAAGGGAAUCUGAGACUCCCAGGGUCGGGGAGCUGGCUGCAGCCUUUGCACCCACUUAGGCAACAUUAUCAACAAGGAUUUUGUCAGUGAGGGCCUGUUCAGUGUCCAGCCCCACCAUAGUUCCCAAAUGUGUCAUUCAUUCAGCAGGGGGAUUCUGUAGCUCAUUUUGGGUGCAGCCCUUGCCCACAGGC
This is a messenger RNA of Odobenus rosmarus divergens (Pacific walrus), 1399 nucleotides long. RefSeq names its product adaptor-related protein complex 5, sigma 1 subunit (gene AP5S1). Gene Ontology annotation, cellular component: lysosome; late endosome; AP-type membrane coat adaptor complex. Gene Ontology annotation, biological process: endosomal transport; double-strand break repair via homologous recombination. The coding region runs from base 211 to 813 and encodes 200 amino acids. The transcript has 3 exons. Lineage: Eukaryota; Metazoa; Chordata; Mammalia; Carnivora; Odobenidae. The record is from RefSeq and is a predicted model, not a curated record.